GCAAAGGCAACACCAACGUGUCCCUGUCAUGGCAGCCACAUGUAACAGGACGGAGGUGCCUUAUCUCUCGGUUCCGAGCCUGGUGACAUGCUUUGACCGAUGCCUUUCAAGAGACCUGCCACUGGUCUUGCUUUCUGUUUGUUCUACUUGGCUUCUUAUUUCACCAACAAGUAUGUCCUGUCUGUCCUGAAAUUCACCUACCCAACACUUUUUCAAGGGUGGCAGACGCUUGUUGGUGGAUUUCUCUUACAUGUUUCCUGGAAAAUCGGCUGGGUUGAGAUCAACAGCAGUUCAAGGUCUGAAGUAAUAUCAUGGCUUCCAGCUUCUGCACUUUUUGUGGGUAUUAUUUAUUCAGGUUCCAGGGCAUUAUCCAGAUUGCCAAUUCCUAUCUUUCUUACCUUACACAAUGCUGCAGAUGUUCCAUUUUAUGGAGUGGAAGCCUCAGUACAGAAAGAGCAGACCUCUGUCUUAAAACUUUGCAGAGUGCUGAUUCUUCUGGUGGCAACAGUGGGGCUUCCUUUCUAUGAUCCACAGUUUGAUACAGAUGGGUAUUUUUGGGCCCUCAUACACUUACUAUGUGUUGGGGCUUACAAAGUAUUUCACAAGUUGUGGAAAACGAAUUCUCUAAGUAUCUCUGAACAACAGUACAUAAACUAUGCAUUCAGUGUGGUGAUGUUGGCUUUUGCAUCCCACCCAACAGGUGAUCUCUUCAGUGCCUUGGAAUUUCCACUCCUGUACUUCUACAUCUUUCACAGCAGUUGCCUUGCCAGUGGACUUCUGGGAUUUCUUCUGACUUUACAUACUAUGAAACUUAAAAGCAACAACUCCUCAGGACAGUAUAUAGUUUGGAAUUUCUUAGCAAAGGUUAUCACAGCUGGUCUGUCUCCAUUCUUCUUUGAGAUUGCAAUGAAUGUACCAACUGCCUGCUGUCUUUUGCUUGGUGGAUUUGCUGAAGUCUUGCUUCUUUACAUUGAAAAGACUGGCACGUGAACACUGGCAAGUCCUGUCCUGAUGGCACCUGAAACUCACUGCGUGGCUUUGCCUAGCUGCCUUUACAAAUCUGCUGUGAGGGAAACAUUGGAUGCAGGGAAGAACCAGACUAUAAAUGACCACUAUAAAUAAAUGAUCAUCAGUCACUCUGAUAGGGUAAGAGCACUUCAAGACUUACCCCUCUCUUUGUCUGACCAUACAACUCUAGCUGAGUCAACUGAGGUACACAAAAUCAUUUGUGCUUAUUUCCAUAUAACUGCAGUUGAACCACUGUCUAAAGGCCCUCUAUCAAUGGUUCAUACACACUAAUCCAGUUAACAAACUCACCGUUAACAAGUUACAAUAGCUGGAUUCAGACAAUGCCCCAAGUCGCAUUAUGUUUUUGUAUAUAUUAUGUGAACACAGCCAUCCGUUUCCAGUUUGCCUCAGCAAGGGCAAAUGUAAGUGUACUGGCUAAGGUGGUUAAUUUUUGUUCCUAUGGAUACAGAGUUAUAAAUGCAUUGUGGUCUGGCAUUUUUGAGCCUCUUUGCAAAAGCAAAAGCAAACAGAUUUCCAACCUACCUUACAAAGAAAUAGUAACUCAUUGGAAGGCUUUCUCCAGGACAUGAGUCCUUUGUACUUUUUGGAGUGGUAGGGAUCAAGACCACUGUGAAUAUUCAAAUGCUGACUCUGUUAGGUAAGCAGCAAGGAUGUAGUUUAAUCUCCAGUAAAGUGAGAGCAUCACGUUCAGUUCUACUUUCUGCAUAAAAUGGAACCAGCUGAGAAAAAACAAAAACAAAUCUAUCCCAGAAUUUGAUGUGUGCCCAGGGCUCUGUGGAAAAUAAGAGUAAAAAUUUGAAUGAUAAUCAUCACAUCUGCAACACCAAUUGCACUGAAUGAAAAAUGAAGUGAAUCUUAUUCACGUUUAGCCAUUUGUUUUUUUUUCACUCUUAUGUUUAGUUAUUAUUACAUACCUAAAUAUUUAUACAACUGGGUUACAACGCUUACCUGCAUGCUGUAAUUAGUCUUGACUCUACAUACUUACAAGGAAAUAUAUUGAUGCUGCAUAUAGUUUUGAAAUUCAGUCUGCGGCAUUGCUUCAUUUGAAUACAGGCUGUUUCCAUAGCAAAUAUUGGUCUUUGAAUCUCUCCUACCCCAAACAUUUUUGCUUCUGGGCAACUGCUUGUUGAAGGGCAUUUAGAUAUUUCACUGCCAUUCUUCAAAUCCUCAAAAGGACUGAAUCAUUUGCUUUAUUUAGUUAUCAUUCAGAGUCACACAAAGCAAAAAUAUAUACAUACACUGAAAAAACAAAUACAUACUCUACAUUGCUCCAAAAGCCAAUACUAUGAAAGUGUUAUGCAAUCUUUUUGCUAGAAUCUGUCAGUUUAGAAAGGGGGACAGAAGUCACACGUUAAUAUUGACCUCACUAACAUCUCAGAAGAAAACUGAUUUUGCAGAUCUCUGAAUCUCAUACAUUCUGAAUAAAGGAUUAGGAGUUGCUUUGCUACAGAGCUAGACUAAUAUCUGAUCUAGAACUACUGUAUGCCUCCCAAAUAAGAAAAAGCUGAUUGCUGUGAAGACAAUUAUGCUAACACAUUUGGCAGACAUGACAAAACCCUACAUGUAUUCUGAUGAAUUCAUACAGGGGUCCUCCAUGCAAAGGAUUUCAAGCCUCUCCCCAUCAAAUACAUAGAGAAUCUCUACAUUCAGACAUCUGUAGACAUCUAGGGACCCUUACCCAUACUUUGGAACAUAGAUGGAAAACAGUAGAUGGGGGCACAAGUCUGCCACCUCCCUCAAAUCUGAGGCUCAAAUAGUUGGUAUGAAUGUAUGAAUACACUGAGCAGUCCCAUAUUAAGCCAUAACAUUACUUCCUUGAGCCCUAGGAUGCAGUCUACAUGUGCUCUCUAAAGCCUAGGGUGUGGCCAAUAUAGGCUCCUCCAAAAGUUGCUGAAAUUUUAUUAUAGAUGAUUACAGGAUAACAAAUAAUAACAUUAUUCCAUUUUAAUUAUGUCAAAAUUUAAUUAACCUUAAAUUUAAUUCAGUGUUCUCCCAACCAUACCAUGUCUGUUCCCAUCUGCUUUUUGGGAUAUGCCCUCCCUCAUGCUACUAAGAGGCCUUAAAAGUUCUGUGCAAGCCCACUAUAAUCCAUGCUGAAAUCUCUGCCAAUGGAAGUUUCUAAUUAAACUACUAUUGCCAGAGACCGAAUCUGGGAAUGUGUACAUGCAAAGAAUAUAUGGCUAUGGCCUAAAUUAUUUAUAAUUUAUUGUAUCAAUGUAGAUAUUUUCAGUAUUAUGAGAUAUAACCCAGUAGUUGGUUCAAAAGCCAAAGAUGGUUCAAGAUACUUAUUUUUCCUAAUGAGAAUGCAAUGAAAAUCACAUAAAUUAAAAAAAAAUUAAGAGAAUUUAUUCUUGCCAAAUGAGUUUCCUUUAUAUUGCUUAUUUUGCACUUUCAAAAUUAAUGCAUCUCCUAAAUAAUAAGUCUUUUAAAAACAAUUGCUUUUGAAUGACAGCUUUAUGAAAUUGUACAUAGCUACCUCUACUUCCUUUAGUUUCUCAAAGAAACUCUUAUAUUGAGACUUUGGUUUAAAUUAUGUGCAAAAUCAAUUUACUUAAAUUGCCUGUGAAAAGGCUGAUAUUUAAUUAUCUUUUAAAAAACAGAUUGGCUCACAGUCCUAAUUAUUAGUAUUAUUUAGAACAUAUCAGCAUCUUUUCCUAUAGGUAAACAUUAGAAAACAUUCAGAAUGUAACUGGACAGCUCUGAGUGCCUCUUAAUGAAAAGAAGUGGCUGUUUAGGUGGCUGGAUGGACUUUCCCAAUCCAACGAUGGAACAGCUUUGUCCUGGAGUUCAACAUCACUGAUCAGGAUAAGGACUACCUUAACUGAUUAUGAAAAAUUUUUCUUGGCAAGGAUUAUCUUUCAUACUAAAACACAGAUGGUAUCUCAUAAUGAAAAAAAAAAAAGAUUUGGAUUUUGAAAAUUGCGAUCUUUGGAUUUUCUCAUAACAUUGUAAGAUGCGUAUAAAUGUUCUGUAAGAACUUCAAGGAGCACACUGCUGUUAUUCACAUAGUUGAAAUUCUAAAAUACUAAAAGAACUUGCUGUGGGACUUCUGAUCUGCUAUUCUUGAUCUUUAAGAAAUCUCUGAGAAUACAUGAGGCAUCAGAGAACUGGAGGGCAACAAAUGUCAAUCUGUCAUUGGUACUUGAAAGAAUUCUAGAGCAGUUCCUUAAAGGAAUCAUCUGAAAGCACCAUAAAAUACUGCAAAGUCAGCAUGCUCUGUCAAGAACAAGUCAGUAUGCUCUGUCAAGAACAAGUCAGACUUUAUUUCCUUUAUUGGAAAAUUGGGUAACUUUUUUAGUAAAUGGGAAUGCAGUAAAAUUUCAGCUAAACAUCUGACAUACUGCCCCAUGAUGUUCAGAUUAGCAAGAGAAUUAACAUUAGCCCCGUCUAUUAGGUGGAUUCACAGCUGGCAUGAAACCCAUACUCAAAAGUACCAAUCAACAAUUCUUUGUCACGCUGCAGGGACUUCUGGGGAAGAACUGGCGGACUGAAGAUGGCUCCAAAAAAUGGAGCUGACGACCACAGCAGAAUGAAGAGCCGGCGAGUAGACUUGUUCUUCGAUAAUUCCUCUCCGGACUUGAGAUUGCCAAGUGCUCCACACAGCUGCUCCUCGUGAGGAGAUCAAUACAUAGUGGUCUUUGGCAAGUUUAGAGCUCUGGGAGGCGAGGGAAUAACCAUCUUGCUCAGACUGAGGUUGGCGCCUUUGAAAGGACACUAA
Molecule: messenger RNA, 4747 nt
Organism: Python bivittatus (Burmese python)
Lineage: Eukaryota; Metazoa; Chordata; Lepidosauria; Squamata; Pythonidae
Source: RefSeq, a predicted model, not a curated record